This is a messenger RNA of Lampris incognitus (smalleye Pacific opah), 5622 nucleotides long. RefSeq names its product lysine (K)-specific demethylase 2Ab (gene kdm2ab). The transcript has 23 exons. The record is from RefSeq and is a predicted model, not a curated record. Bases 174 to 4136 code for a protein of 1320 amino acids. NCBI's taxonomy places the organism in Eukaryota, Metazoa, Chordata, Actinopteri, Lampriformes, Lampridae. Gene Ontology annotation, molecular function: zinc ion binding; protein binding; transcription coregulator activity. Gene Ontology annotation, biological process: protein demethylation; regulation of transcription by RNA polymerase II.
AUGGCGGCCCAUGGCGAUUCGUCUUAACUUUAUCGCACAAUAACAAGCCAAACAAUCUUCACAGCUGUUGUGCGGUAACAUGGGGAGGAACUUUACCGAGAGGCCGUAGAGCUUUAACUCAGAAUCGUUACUCCUGAUCCUUCCAGCUCCGAGGACAUUAGUAAACAGUGAUUAUGGACGAUCGUCAUACACGCUACAGCAAACGCUUGCGUACUGGCACACGGCGCCGCUACGAGGAUGAUGGAAUCUCAGAUGAUGAAAUUGAAGGGAAGCGGACAUUUGACCUGGAUGAAAAGUUACAUUGUGACAGGUUCAACUCUGAACUGGUCAAACAAAUGGAGGGAAAAGACUUCACAUUUGAGUACAUCCAGAGAGAAGGUUUAAGAGAGCCCAUUAUCUUUGAUAAGGCAGAUGGCCUUGGCAUAGAAAUGCCAGACCCAGAUUUCAGCGUGAGUGAUGUCAAGUUGUUUGUUGGCAGCCGGCGAAUUGUGGAUGUAAUGGAUGUGAACACCCAGAAGGGGAUCGAGAUGUCCAUGGCCCAGUGGCGCCGCUACUAUGAGACGCCACCCUCGGAACGCGAGAAGCUCUACAAUGUCAUCAGCCUGGAAUUCAGCCAUACCAAGCUGGAGAACCUAGUCAAACGGCCAGCUUCGGUGGACCUGAUUGACUGGGUGGAUAACAUGUGGCCCCGUCACCUCAAGGAGAGACAAAGAGACUCCACUAAUGCUAUCAUAGACAUGCAUUACCCAAAAGUACAGAAGUACUGUUUAAUGAGUGUGCAGGGCUGCUUCACAGAUUUCCACAUUGACUUUGGUGGAACUUCCGUUUGGUACCAUAUUCUGCGAGGAGGAAAGGUGUUUUGGCUGAUCCCACCCACCCACCAGAACCUGGAGAUGUAUGAGAACUGGGUGUUGUCGGGGAAACAGGGAGACAUUUUCCUGGGGGACAAGUGCCACGACUGUCAAAGGAUUGAGCUUAAGCAGGGCUACACCUUUAUGAUCCCAUCAGGCUGGAUCCAUGCUGUCUACACCCCAGAGGACACACUGGUGUUUGGUGGGAAUUUCCUUCACAGUUUCAACAUCCCUAUGCAGCUAAACAUUUACAGCAUUGAGGAUCGCACACGGGUGCCAGCAAAGUUCCGCUACCCGUUCUACUACGAGAUGUGCUGGUAUGUCCUGGAGAGAUACCUUUACUGUCUGACUGGCAUCUCCCACUUAACUCUAGAGUUCCAGAAACACUCCCUUGGCAUAGGUUUGAGACGCUCUGACUUUGAAGCCGACGGCCAUGCUGGAAACGGCCCCUCCAACGAUGCUGAGAACGGAGCUGAAAAUGAGGAGAAUGGGAUGAAGGUUGAAGAGAAGGUAGAAGAGGAAGAGUCGGUCCCUGCUAACAAGCCUCAGCCCACCCUGACCCCUUUUGAGCUGGAGGGCUUGUGGAACCUCUUAGGAAAGCUGGAGGAACUACCAACCCACAAGAAGUGUGUUCCAGCUGGGAUCCGGAAUGCCCCAGCCCUGCUGCAGGACAUGAAGGCUGUCCUGAUGGAGCAUUCCAGUGAUAACCCCGAAUUGUCCUAUACUGGAGAGCCCAUUGUCAAGUGGCCCAAAAGGCCGUCGUGGUACCGACCUCCCACUCCCCCUCCCCCUGUCCUCUACCGUCCUCGCUUGGGCCCCUCCCUCCACAAGUCCACAGUUCCACGGCCCGUCAAACCUGCCUCCUCCAUUUCCUCCCUACGGCGCCGGCGAGUGAGGUGCAAACGCUGUGCUGCCUGCUGCAGGAAGGAGUGUGGCAACUGCCAGUACUGCCACGACAUGAGGAAGUUUGGCGGGCCAGGCCGCAUGAAGAAGAGCUGUGUUAUGAGACAGUGUCUGGCUCCUGCGUUACCUAACACAGCACGGUGUGCUGUAUGCGGGGAAGGGGAGCCUGAGGAACCUAAUCCCUCUGCUCACACGCUUAUGGAAUGUUCCAACUGCGCCCAGAUCACCCAUCCGGAAUGCAUCAAGGACCCUGAUGAGGGAAAAAUCAACAAAGAUUUGCCCAGCUGCUGGGAAUGUCCCAAAUGUCACCAAGGCAAAGCCUCACCAUCAGAGUCUUCCAGUGAUGAGGGCAGUGUGGAGUCUGAGGGCUUGACCUCCUCGCAGCCAUCAAAGCAUGCUCAUAGGGAGGGCAUCGGUGUAGGGGAGGGGGUGAGAAGGGGGAGGCGUGGCAGACCCCCUUCCCGAAGUACGGCACCCCCACCCUCCCAGAGACUGCUACUACAACACCAACAGAACCGCAAGAGAGCCAAUGCGCUGGAGCUCCGACUCAGGAAGAGGAUAAAAUUGGAGCGCAGCAAACUCUUAGUGAAACACUCCUCUCUCGACCGCUCCCCCAGGUUGAUGGGCUCCAGGCUCCUGUCCCGGCUGCGUUCCCCAACCAGUAGGCUAUCCCGGGGUAGAGGUUUGGGGACCACUUGGGGAAUUGGGUCCCCAUACCGCCCCUCCUUAGGAGGGCUGUUGUCCUUCCAGCACCAGCAACAGCACCAGUACAAGCAGCAACAGCAGCAGCAGCAAUCUUCCCCAAGCCUGGUGUUGGAGCCCCAGGGAGAGCCUCGUAGAGGAAGGGGAAGGGGGGUGAGGCUGCGGGGAGGUGGUGCAGGAAGAGGCAUGAGAGAGGGAAGGAGUCAUGGAGAAGUGGAAGAGAGUGAGGACAACAGCAGCAGCAGCAGCAGCAGUAGUAGCGAGGACGAGGAAGAGAAGAGGGAGAACAGAGGGAGGGGAGGGGACAAGGAGAACCAACCGCAGGUAAGGAGAGGAGGAAGAGCAGCCAAAGACAAAGGAGACGAGGAAGAGGAGGAGAGCGAGGAGGCCAACCAAAAUGGUGCAGAGGAGGAUGAAGAGGAGGAGAUGGAGCAGGAUGGUCAGAUAGGAGAUAAGGACAGCCCAGUGAAGGGCUCAUACAUGACAGUGACACUCCAAAGGCCAUCCAGGGCCAAGCGGGACCCCUCAGCCAUUGUCCCCAAACUAGAAGCAGCCAUCACCUCCCGAUCUGGCUCCUCUGCCAUGCACAGCCAGUCCAGGGCCCUCCUCCGCCCCCCCAUCAGAAAACAUGGCCCCUGCUCUGAUCCGCGGUCUUUGCUCUCUGACAGACACAGCCACAGUGGACAUGCACACACUCGCACCAUUCACCAGGAAGGGCCUGGGGUUUCUAAAAAGACCAGGCCAGGCAGGCCAGAUAAAAUGAACAAUGGCGCCUCCUCUUCUUCCUCUUCUCAGAUUGCUCCUCUCCGCAUGCCACUCUCUGCCCUGCAGGAAGGAGGCAGUGAAGCGGACAGAGAAAAUGGAGGGAGUGGGCCAGGCUGUGAAAGGGAGGUGUGGGUGUCUGUCUUCCGUUACUUGAGUCGAGCAGAUCUCUGCGUCUGCAUGGCUGUCUGCAAGAGCUGGUACAAAUGGUGCUUAGAUAAGCGACUGUGGGCACAUAUAGACCUGAGCAUCAAGCACAACAUCACUCCUCAGGCACUGACAGGAAUAAUCAAACGACAGCCAAUCACACUGGACCUCUCCUGGACCAACAUAUCCAAAAAACAGCUCAGCUGGCUUAUAGGCCGCUUGCCUGGGCUGAAGGAUCUGUUGCUUUCUGGUUGUACCUGGUCAUCCAUUUCUGCUCUAAGCUCCCCCAGUUGCCCUCUCCUCCGCUCUCUAGACCUGCGGUUUGCUGACGGGGUUAAAGAUGCCCAGAUUAGGGACCUUGUCACCCCGCCAGGUUGUGACAACCGCAGCCAGCUGCGUACCAUGCAGUGUUUCCGCCUGGCAGGCCUGGACAUCAGUGACUCCACCCUGCGUCUGGUGAUCCGCCACAUGCCCCAGUUGACACGACUGGACCUCUCCCACUGCAACGGCCUCACCGACCAAUCCAUCAACCUGCUCAGUGCUGUGGGCUCAUCCACACGCAACACGCUGUCUGAGCUCAACCUGGGAGGCUGCAGCAAGCUUACAGACACUUGUCUGAAGUACCUCCGCCGCCUCUCCUGCAUCUCCCUGCUCGACCUCCGAGGCUGCAGAGGAGUGUCCCGCAAGGCCUGCGAGGCUUUCAUCUCUGAGCUGUCCGUCAACACCCUCUACUGCUUGUCAGAUGAAAAACUGAUCCAGAGGAUAUCCUGAAGGGCGUGUCUCCUGUGACAGUAGAGGAGGACAGAGUUGCGGAGGAGACGAGACUGUUUCUUGACAAAAGAAAAGACUUUCGAGAGACAGGGAGGCUCACGAGCACCUAUACUCUGUAAAAGGUGGGAAGGGGUUUAAACUGUGAGCACUUACUGGGGUUUGAUUUGGGAUAGGUGGAUCAGGGCCAGAGCAAGGUUUUCAGUGGUGUAUACAUUUUUUUUUCCAGUUACUGUUAGAGACUCAGGAGUUUUGGAGUUUGGGAACCAACCUUGCAUGACAAUGCAGUGAAAUAGUUUGCUGCUGAUUAAAUUGUACAUGCAGAGGUUUAUCAAGAGCUUUAUGUCAAAGCUGUCCCAAAUCUUCUUUGGACAGAUUCUCAAAUGUAGCCCACAGUCACAAACCACCCAGUUGUGUGGAGACAAGCUCAAGACUGAGAUCGAAACUUAUUACAGCAUGUUCAGCUGGUCCCCAUUAACUGGUAUUUACCAUGUGACCAAUUCUAGUUUUCAACUACAUUAAGGUGUUUGUUUAGGUUUGAGCAGUUAGGGCCAAGGUAGAUUCAAUCACUCGUUUUUUGGCAAUCACUGGCUGGUUUCUCAUUUCAACAAUUUGAUAGGGUUUUGUGCAAAAAAAAAGCCUCUUAAGUGUCUCUUUUUUUCUAUUCCCAUGAAAGGUGAAAGGUCUAUUUUAUGUCAACUUGUUGCAUGCAAUAUAAUGAUUACAAGUUCUGUAUAAGACUCGAUCAGACAUUUGACUGGAACCUCACAGUGGUACAGUACUAAGUAUAUGAGGAACCUCUGAGCGCUUGUUUAGUCCCAGUCCCACUCGCUGGUGGAAGGGUUAAGGUGCUAAAGAGGUUUUGGAGACAGUUGUGAGAAGGCAAUCAACGUGGCGAUGGGUCUCCAUCCAAACGAGGAGAGAUUGUGUCUAAGCAGCAGGGGGGGAGGGUUGGCAUUAGAAUAAAUGGUGCAUUGUUGAACAACUUGUGAGAAUUCAGGUGCUAUUAUUCCCAAACUCCUCUUGCUUUGUUUUUGUACAAAGGUUUAGAUCCAUAUGUUAAUUUUCUCGAAGAAUCCCCCCCCCCCCGGUUCUCUUUGAUACACACCUUAUUUUUUUCCGUAACGUGUGAUUUCUUUGUUUUUUUUGGGGGGGGGGUGUUCAUUUCUCUGUCCCCUUCAAGUGGUUCUGUAAUAAGGAUCUCAUCCCCAGAUUAUUCUGCUUGCCAUAAUCCCAAAAAGAAUAUAAAUAUAUAAAUACUUUGUGUAAAUGUGUUCUCCUCUUUUAGGACAUGACAAUGGAAAUUGUGUAGCGUUGUAAUUAUUUUCAGAAGCCUUUUUUCACUUUAUGUCAAUGUUUCGUGUUUUUUUCAAGAAAAAUAAAAAUGGUAAAUAACGGGUAGCUUGAGGUGGUUCGUUAAGUUUGGGUGAGACGCAGUAAAUUUAUAUUUAGACUACAGUUAAGGUUGUUUUUUUUAAAACUUUAUUUA